Messenger RNA from Pollicipes pollicipes, 2568 nucleotides. RefSeq names its product sodium/hydrogen exchanger 7. Gene Ontology annotation, biological process: proton transmembrane transport; regulation of intracellular pH; sodium ion import across plasma membrane. Gene Ontology annotation, cellular component: recycling endosome; plasma membrane. NCBI's taxonomy places the organism in Eukaryota, Metazoa, Arthropoda, Thecostraca, Pollicipedomorpha, Pollicipedidae. The record is from RefSeq and is a predicted model, not a curated record. Gene Ontology annotation, molecular function: potassium:proton antiporter activity; sodium:proton antiporter activity. The transcript is spliced from 16 exons. Bases 169 to 2097 code for a protein of 642 amino acids.
GGCAAGAAUCGAGAAAUCGAGAAUAUACGGUCGUUUUGGCGACGAAGUGCACAGUGGGCACGUGAUCGUGCAGCCUUAGACUGGGAGCAUGUCUAUGAUAUGACAACAGCAAGAGGACUAGCUUUCUGCUGAUAUAGCUAUUAAGGAAGCAAUCUACUCAGCACCAGUAUGUCUCUAAGCAGUGAAAAAAGUGACAUUGAGCUGGAUGAGAAAAUCAAACAACAGCACCGAAUUGACAGCUUGAACAUACUGUUGUAUAUGCUCCUUCUGAUCACUACUGUGUUGACAAUAUGGAUGUUCAAGCACAGAAGAAUGCGCUAUCUACAUGAAACUGGAUUGGCUUUGAUUUUUGGCCUGGUGGUGGGUGCCCUCAUCCGUUACACAGGUGACCCCUCGGCAAUCACACAUGUGGAGGUUCAGGCAGUGCCACACUCCGACUACAAUGAGUCACUGCCACCCGACUAUCUAUGGUUUCGGAUGAAACGCAAGAUGCCGCCCGGGGAGGGGAGCGGCCCCGUGGAGAACAGGACGUACGCCUACCUGCUCACGGGCGAGGUGGAGGACGCCACCGGCAACGAGUUCGCCCAGCAGGCCACCUUCGACCCGGAGAUCUUCUUUAACAUCGUGCUGCCACCCAUCAUCUUUAACGCUGGCUACAGCCUGAAGCGGAAAUUCUUCUUUCGAAACCUAGGCUCAAUCCUGUGCUUCGCCUUCAUCGGGACAACGAUCUCAGCGUUUGCGAUCGGCGGCGUGCAGUACACGUUCGGCCUGCUUUUCUCGUCGCCGCCGUCGCUGCUCGACUGCCUGUACUUCGGCGCGCUGAUCUCGGCCACCGACCCCGUCACCAUCCUGGCCAUCUUCAACGACCUGCAGGUGGACGUCAACCUGUACGCCCUGGUAUUCGGCGAGUCGGUGCUGAACGACGCCGUCGCCAUCGUGCUAGUCACCGCCAUCGAGAACUACGCCAAGCUGUACGCCACCGGAUCGGACGGCUUUGAGGCCAUCGCCUUCCUGAAGGCGAUCGGCCUCUUCUUCUACGUGUUCUUCUCGUCGUUCCUGCUGGGCUCCGUGAUGGGCUGCGCCACGGCGCUGCUGACCAAGUUCACGCACAUCCGCGACUUCCCGCUGCUGGAGAGCUCGCUUUUCCUGCUCAUGUCGUACUCGUCCUUCCUGAUGGCCGAGGCCGCCGACCUGACCGGUAUUGUGGCCGUGCUGUUCUGCGGCAUCUGCCAGGCCCACUACACGUACAACAACCUCUCGGAUGAGGCGCGCGUCAGGACCAAGGACUUCUUCGAGAUGAUCAACUUCCUGGCGGAGAACUUCAUCUUCAGCUAUAUCGGAGUCUCGCUCUUCACAUUCCCCAAACAUCAGUGGGAUUUCGCCUUCAUCAGCUGCGCCUUUGUGUCGCUCUUCAUCGGGCGUCUGCUGAACGUGUACCCGCUGUCCUGGCUGCUCAACCUGAAGCGUAGGCCGGUCAUCCCGCUCAACUUCCAGCACAUGAUGUUCCUCUCCGGGCUGCGGGGGGCCAUAGCGUUCGCGCUGGCGAUCCGGAACACGUACUCGGUGGGUCGGCAGACCAUCCUCACGGCCACCUCCAUCAUCGUGGCCGUGACCGUCAUCUACGGCGGCCUCACUACCCAGCUGCUGCUCUGGCUGGGCAUACCUGUGGGCGGCGAGGAGGACGACGAGACGACCGGGCUGAACCAGCUGCAGCGCUGCCGCCCGGUAUAUAGCGCGAUGGAAGGAAGGCGCGGCCAGCAGAACGAGACGGGCGCCAGAGACAACCCGGAGAAGGCGCUGCUGGUGCGGCUGUGGUCGGACUUCGACACCAGCUUCAUGAAGCCGCUGCUGACGCACUCGCGGCCCACCCUGCUGGAAACGAUGCCGCUUUGCUGCCACCCGUUAGCCCGCCUGCUAACCAGCACACAGCAGUUGACGCAGGACACGAGCAACAAGUACGAGGAAGACGGCGAGCUGUGCCUGGAGGCGGACGAGGCCAGCUUCCAGCACGGCGACAACGGCUCGGUGCACUCGAGCGGUCACCAGAGGAGGCGGCCGCCCGGCCGCAGCACCAGCUACGGCUCCAUGUCACUCUGAGCGGGUAUCCCGCUGGCCGGACUCCCGCGAGUUCCGCGGCGGCCCUGCCGCGCGCGCCAGUGAUCAAACGCCAUUCGCGCCAGUCGGGCGGCGGCCGCUGGCUCCGAACGCGCGCCAAACACGACGGAAGCGGGAAGCAGCGAGUGUUGUCGAUAUUGUGGUGGGCUCCGGCGGUGGAGUACGAGCUGUUGUUGCAUCGGUGUCAUAAUUUACUUCGGCGAUUGUUUACGUUGUUAUUUUUUACUCCCGUGUCGACAAUAUUUAUGGAGAGGGAGUCGCGAUAUGCUUAGGGGCAGACGGCUCCGGCAUUCCGUACCGCAGCCCGUUUACGACUAAUCUCUGGCUCCGAGCCGGUCUAUAUCACAGUCCGCCUGUGUUGAGUGGCGCAGUGUGUGCAAGCAUGUCAGUCAUUCAACUUCUAAAUCAAGGAUACGUAUCGUGCGUUCAGCCAAUCGGUGUUUGUAUCCUUCG